Molecule: messenger RNA, 2626 nt
Organism: Panthera uncia (snow leopard)
Lineage: Eukaryota; Metazoa; Chordata; Mammalia; Carnivora; Felidae
Gene: UBAC2
Product: UBA domain containing 2
Exons: 10
Coding region: 301-1506 (401 amino acids)
Molecular function (GO): protein binding; serine-type endopeptidase activity
Source: RefSeq, a predicted model, not a curated record
UGCGUGGAACGCGCCGGGCGUCCCGUCCGUGGAGAGGUUAGAGGUCGCGAGGAAUAUCCCGACGCCGGCACUGUGGAGGAAUCCGCUGCCACGCGGCUCCACCGGGCGUGGGGCGGCGCUGAGUAUUUUAGUGCAGCUUCCAGGAGUUACACUCUUCCCGUUUAUUCCCGUUCCUUUUCUAAAGGGGGCCCGCGGCAGUCGGAAAACCCGGACACACGGAUCGCCCCUGCCGCGGACCGACUUCCCUUCCCAGGCAGGAAGGGAGGGGGCGGGAGAAGCAGAGCGCCCCACGGGCCGCGCAUGCGCCGCUCACAGGCAGCCCCUGGAGUGGAAUCCAGUUGCCAGAUUCGCCGUCACGCCAGGAGUGCGCCUGCGUUGUCGCCGGGUCCCUCCACCUCCACUUCCCCUCCCCCUGUCCCCCCGCGGGGCUCCGGGUCCAGCGGGACCAUGUUCACCAGCACCGGCUCCAGUGGGCUUUAUAAGGCCCCUCUGUCCAAGGGUCUUUUGCUGGUCCCCAGUGCCCUGUCCCUCUUGCUGGCCCUCCUCCUACCGCACUGUCAGAGGUUCUUCGUGUAUGACCUCCAAGCCAUCAAGGAUGACUUCCAGAUUUGGAGGUUGAUAUGUGGAAGAAUAAUUUGCCUUGAUUUGAAAGAUACUUUCUGCAGUAGUCUGCUUAUUUAUAAUUUUAGGAUAUUUGAAAGAAGAUAUGGAAGCAGAAAAUUUGCAUCCUUUUUGCUGGGUUCCUGGGUUUUGUCGGCCUUGGUUGACUUCAUCCUCGUUGAGGCUGUGUGGUAUUCCUUUGGUAUUGCUGCAGCCGGGAAUUUGCCUUCUGGAUUCCUGGCACCUGUGUUUGCUCUGUUUGUACCAUUUUACUGCUCCAUACCGAGAGUCCAAGUGGCACAAAUUCUGGGCCCAUUGUCCAUCACAAACAAGACAUUGAUUUAUAUAUUGGGACUACAGCUUUUCACCUCUGGUUCCUACAUCUGGAUUAUAGCCAUAAGUGGACUUAUAUCAGGCAUCUGCUACAACAGCAAAAUAUUUCAAGUUCACCGGGUUCUCUACGUUCCCAGCUGGAUGGCAAAGUUCUUUUCCCGGACACUUGAGCCCAUCUUCUCAUCUUCAGAACCCACGGCCGAAGCCAGAGUCGGAAUGGGGGCCACAGUGGACAUCCAAAGACAGCAGACGAUGGAGUUGCUGGACCGGCAGCUGAUGCUGUCUCAGUUUGCCCAAGUGAGAAGACAGAGGCAGCAGGGAGGAAUGAUCAAUUGGAAUCGUCUUUUCCCUCCUUUACGUCAGCGACGAAAUGUAAACUAUCAGGACGAUCGGCGGUCUGAACAACAAGCAUCUCCUCCUCUAGAGGUUUCUGAGGAACAGGGUGAAAUUAGGACCUUUGAAGUCCCACGGAUGACAGCGAGAGGCAGAUUCUGCUUCUGUGGAGGAAGAACUGUCCAUCUUGGCCAGUUGCGCGGCUCAUGGAGAUGGGAUUUUCCAGGGGUGAUGCUUUAGAAGCCCUGAGAGCUUCAAAUAAUGACCUGAAUGUGGCUACCAACUUCCUGCUGCAGCACUGAGGGUCCUGGGCAGCGACACACAGACUGGCCAAGCUGCCGCCCACAGCGGGCGGGCACCGGCCCGGCUACUGAAUCAGCCUGAGGUCACGCUCUCUGGCGCUGAUGGUCUCCCAUGUUCUCGUGGGCAAAGGGCGGUCCCCGCUGCUCCUCCCUUAAUUCCAAGAUCACUGCUGUUAAAAGAGUAUCGAAAAUAAGUUUGCCAUUAAACUAGCAUGUAUUUUCUGUAUUUUUUUAUUGGGCAUUUUCCUUAGUUUGGAAAAUCAUCACUCAUUCCUGAUGUGUUUAAAAUACAUUAAAGUUGCAGGUUUCUGUAAGCAAUUGAAUAGCACCGCUGAUGGGAAGUUACUGUAAUAUUCUUUUUACUAUAAUGGAUCCUCCUACAUUAUAUCUGAUCAUAAAUGCUACCACUGGACAAAGGGGAAUGUUAUUCAGGAAGAACAUGGCAAAAUAUUCCUUAUGGACUUUUUCUCAUCACUGUUUUUUUCCUCAAAUUUGCUUUCAAGCCUCAGUGGCUGUUUGGUGUCCACCUUUCCUAGGGGGUGAGCAGGGCAUGUCUGCUGCACACAGUCUUGGCCAGGCCUGAGUGUGAAGGGAGAAACAGAGAACCAAACCCUAUCCACACUGUUCCGGCCCAUUUCAGUCCAGGGAAUCUUUCCAACUCCCUUUCCCUCACCUCCAUUAAGAAAUAAUGAUCAUCAAGUACUGAUUCAAGGUUCUGGAAAACUCUGUGAAACUUAGCUGGGGUUCCUUUUGCUCAGAACAUCUACAGUUAGCCUCUCAGGCUGGACGUGGAAACAGGAUGGAGAGAGCAGGGGCUCAGCCCUGGAACAGCCACAGGGCCCACUGCGCUGGAGGCGCGUCCUCCCCGGCCCGGGCGCAUCAGGACUUCCGCUGCAGGCAGGGCACACAGCGGAGGACACGGGCCCAGGCCGAAGGGAGGCAGAGGUGGGAAAGGCAAUUGUGUGACUCCUACGUUCUGCAAAAUGAGCAGAAAUGUAUCAAAUUGAUGCAAAUUUGGACAAGUGUAAUACUUAUAAUAAAGUUUUUAAUGUGUUUUA